AUGAAGCUGCAGAAUAAAAGGAGAAGAAGAAGAAGCUCCAGGAACAACAACAAACCGAGGCGGUGAGCAGAGUUUCAGCUGUAGGUCACACAGCGUUAACGUGUCCAUGAAUGUGAUAAACAGGAGUGCUGCAGAGAUGAACUGCUCUUUCCACCUCCUGGUUUCCUGCUGUGGCUUCUACCACGGACGUUUUCUGCUCGUCUGGUGUCGACCGUCACUGUUGGUCAGGUCGCUGAGUGCUGCUCCUCACAUCAGCCGCAGCCUGAAGGAAAGUUACCGACUCCUGCAGCUGCCUGACGAGGUUCACAGCAGUCCUGCACAGGUGAAGGAGGCCUACCUGCGUCUGGCUAAGCUCUACCACCCAGACUCUGGGGCAGCAACAGCAGACGCGGUGCUGUUUGCUCGGGUUGAGGAAGCCUACCGAUCCGUGCUGGCACAUCAGAGCAAGACCAAGCAGCCCGACGGAGGCAAGGAAGACGAGGACGAGGAUAAGUCCAGAAGAGCAGCACUGCAGCACAGACACUACCUCAGCUUUGAUGGCGUGGGUUCAGGGACGCCCAGCCAGCGAGAGCGUCAGUACCGACAGAUCCGUGUCGACCGGGCGUCUGAAGAGGUUCUGAACUACCGGCAGAAAGAGCACGAGCGGGCAGCUGCGUCUGAAGGUGCGCUGGUGCAGCGGGACAUGCGUCAGCGCAGCCACAAAAUCAAGAUCACUCAGGCUGUGGAGCGGCUCGUAGAGGACCUGAUCCAGGAGUCUAUGGCCCGAGGAGACUUCAGGAACCUGAGUGGAGCCGGAAAACCUCUCAACAAGUUCCAGCACAAUCCAUACGCCGAUCCCAUGACCCACAACCUGAACCGCAUCCUCAUCGACAACGGCUACCAGCCUCCCUGGGUCGUCACACAGCGAGACAUCAGAGAGGCCGCGGCUCACAUCCGGAGCAGGCUGCUGGAGGGACGGGCUCGGCUCAGCGACCCCCUGACCCCCUCAGAGCUCAGCCAAUGGGAGCAGCUGUGUGGGUCUGUGGAGGAGGAGCUGGUGAAGCUCAACAAGAUGGUGGACAACUACAACCUCAUCGUACCGAUGCUCAAAAUGCAAAUGGUUCACUACAGUUUGUCCAGAGAAAUAGAGCGAGCCGUGAAGGGAGCCGCCCAGCGCCGACUGGACCAGCAGACGGAGAGAGAAAAGGAGCGAGAGAGGAGGAAGGAGGAGAAGAAAAGAGCCAACGCAGUGACAAAGACUAAAAAGAACAAGCGAGGACUCAUGUCUUGGAUGCAGAGUUUGCUCAGAUGAAAUCAUCAACUGUUGGUUUAUUUAUUUCAUUACAGUCAAAUUGUUCACCUGCGUAUUUGCACACAGAAUCAAACUCAGAGAUCAUGAUGCCUUUUAGUUAUUUUCUUACACAAGGAAGAAAGUUGUUGCCUAAAUAUGCAGUUGUGUAAUCAGAGGUCUGUGCUACGAAGCAGGAUUUGAGGUUAUCGAAGUAAAUUCAUGUUUAUUCUGGGUUUCCACGAACACAGCAGUAGUUCACCUCUCACUAUCCCCGUGUAGCUUAUACUGAACUCCUCACCUCCUCUGCAGCAGAUUAUGUGUUGAGAUGAACACAAACAGGAAUCCCCUGCUGACCAGUAGAGUCUCUGAGGAGAGUUUUUUGAGCUGCAGCAAUGUCAGAGUAAUUUUUUUUGCUCUACAGGCCUUUGUAGAACGAUAUAAUCCUAAAAGAGAAACGGAUUAAAGCAUUAAUGCUUUAUAACCGGCAUGUUGACCUUACAAGGUUUUCAGUAAGCCCCCCUUAAUAGUUUGGGUUUUGUUUUUAUAGUUGGUCUUUCUGUUUCUCAGAACAGUUGAGGCUAAAACUGAGACUUAAAGUAUUAAAUCACUGAAUUCAUCCUCCACAUUACAUCACAUUACAUAAAUGAUUUUAUCUUUAUUAGUGCUUCAUUUAUUCUUUACCUCCUGAACCUCAGAACUGCUAGUUCAAAGGUUCUUUGUUUUUUGUUGUCAUAAAAACAAUGAGAAACACAAUCUGGAGAGCUCAAAGCUGCUGUGUACAUGCGCACCACCUUCUUGUUGAUGUGCUGACCGAAUGAAAUGACAUUAAUUGUAAUUAUUAGAUUUUUAACUUUCGCACAGUCAACAUUUCAUUUGUGACUUUUGGUUUGAGGAGGAAAAACGACCACAUUUCAGCUUAAAAUCAUACUAUUUCAUCAAAGUUACUUCUUAUUUUAAAAUCAGCCAUAAAUAAGCUGUUUCUGUAAAAAAGAAAAAAAACAUUGCAGUCAUUGGUGCAGUUGAGAAGCCAUGACAGACUCAGCUGUGACCAACAGGCACAUGACAAAAAUUUAGGAUUUAUUAACAAAAGACAAAUAUUGACACAAGUUGAAAAUGUAAAAAAAAAAAAGAAGAGAGAGAUUGGAUUUUAAAAAAAAAACACCCAGAAGCUGCUGGUUGGAGUUCAAAAGAUUGAAUAUUUUGUGUUUGAUUUUGUUCUACAAUCUUCUGAGAUGUAACGAUAUGCUAAAUCCAGAAUAAGAAACCUACAUCUUAGCAGCUUUUACAUACUUGUUGCUGCCGUUUGUUCGGUUAAGUGAAGCCAGAGAACAAAAAGAUUGCCUGGAUAUGUUGAACUUGCUCCGUAGAAAAGCCCUCAGGUGUGAGCAGAAGAACAGCACCGAGAAAGUGAUGAACUGCAAGAAUCUGUUUCUGUGAAAUUACUGAUUAGAAAAUACCAACCCGACACUGUAACUUUUGGUUGCUAUGUGACAUUAAAAGUUAUUUAAAAGGAAA
Acanthochromis polyacanthus (spiny chromis) is the source of this 2785-nucleotide messenger RNA. It is a transcript of the gene dnajc28, whose product is annotated as DnaJ (Hsp40) homolog, subfamily C, member 28. The record is from RefSeq and is a predicted model, not a curated record. Bases 107 to 1291 code for a protein of 394 amino acids. The transcript is spliced from 2 exons. Lineage: Eukaryota; Metazoa; Chordata; Actinopteri; Pomacentridae.